CUGGAUGCCAACGAUUUGGCAAAGAAAAACAUAUUCCGAGCCUCCGAUAAUGCGGUGUACAAGGUUUACCGAGUUGUUUGUCUCAUACUCAACGUGCGAGGUAUUGGAACGCCAUGGCAAGCAAAGCAUCUUUCCGGCUUCCCCCGGUUCUACCAGCGUGAAAAAAGACGUGAACCAACUGCCAUCCGGUUCGUAUUUCGUCAGGCACUUAUCCUUGCAUGGCAAUGUCUCCUUCUAGAUAUCAUUUACACCUCAUCGCUGAGCACGCCAAAGGAGGACACACAGAGGCUUUUCGGUCCAGGAACAGAAUAUAUGUAUCUGGACGCCACUGCCGAGCAAUGGGCGGGCCGUUGUUUCGUUGGGAUCAUUGCAUGGGUAAUACCCGGUAGAGUAUCCAUCGAUUUGCCAUACCGUCUCUUAUCGCUUGUCUCGGUCCUCUUUGGCUUUACGUCACCUCAAGAAUGGCCGCCGCUGUUUGGGAGCAUUUGGGAUGCAUACACUAUUCGAGGCUUUUGGAGUACAUUCUGGCACCAGUACUGUCGCUGGGCUCUCACAUCAAUCAGUAACUUUUUAUGUCGAGACUUUCUGCGGCUUCCACGGCCGUCUAUAGUCGAGCGCUACUUGAACAUCUCAGUCGUCUUCGUAGGAUCAGCUGUUGUACACAUGGCUAUUGAUACGUUUUGUUGGGGGCCGCCUACAAAGCCAAAGCCAAUGCUACCUGCAUUGGCUUUCUUCGGCUCCUUCAUUGUCGGUAUCAUUAUCGAGGACACGGUUCAAGCUCUAUGUCGCCGCAUCACCGGUGCAAAGAAGCAAGAUGGAGAUGACGGAGUCCCUGUAUGGCACAGGCUUGUAGGCUACAUUUGGGUAUCAUUUUGGUUCAUCAUGACAUCGUCUUGGUAUCUGUACCACAACAGUCGGCUACCGCCAGAUGAUACAUGGAUGGUGCCGUUCAGCGUUGUGGACACAAUUGGUAUGGACACAGCCCAGAAAGUGCUGCUUGCCAGUGGCUUGGUCUUGAGGUUUGCAGUUGGCAUUGAGGUGUAA
This is a messenger RNA of Fusarium venenatum, 1044 nucleotides long. RefSeq names its product membrane bound O-acyl transferase family-domain-containing protein. Lineage: Eukaryota; Fungi; Ascomycota; Sordariomycetes; Hypocreales; Nectriaceae. Gene Ontology annotation, biological process: lipid metabolic process. The record is from RefSeq and is a predicted model, not a curated record.